AUGGAAGAGUUUAACAGUAUAGAGCAAUUCUCAACAAAAGACAUGUAUAAGAAGCUGAUGGGAGAUAUACCGAAGGUGGAAUGGAGGAAAUUGGUGUGUAACAAUCAGAGUGCUCCUAAAUGGCAAUUCAUACUAUUAUUGGCAGCACAUAAAAGAUUAUACACAAGAGAUAGAUUAAAGAAGUGGGGAGUAAUACAAGAUGCAACCUGCCCUAUGUGUGGAGUUGUUGAUGAAAGUAUUGCACAUCUAUUUUAUGAAUGCAAGAUGUCGAGAGAAGUUUGGCAAAAAUUGCUACAAUGGCAGGGAAUCCUAAGACAACCUAUGAAAUGGGAUGAUGAGAUAAAAUUGGCUAUACUGCACCAUAACAGGAGGAAUGUGACUGAUGAAGUAUAUAGGAUGACAAUAGCUGGAAGUGUGUAUCAGAUAUGGCAAGAAAGGAAUAUGAGAGUAUUCCAACAGAAACAAAGGCCAGCGAAGCAGAUUGUAAGAGUGAUUAUACAAGAGAUCUUUGUUAAGGCGAGUAUGAACGUGAAGAUAAGGAAGAAGCUGCAGAAUAUGAAUUACUACUCAUGA
Nicotiana attenuata is the source of this 573-nucleotide messenger RNA. RefSeq lists its product as uncharacterized. The transcript has a single exon. The coding region runs from base 1 to 573 and encodes 190 amino acids. Lineage: Eukaryota; Viridiplantae; Streptophyta; Magnoliopsida; Solanales; Solanaceae. The record is from RefSeq and is a predicted model, not a curated record.